Molecule: messenger RNA, 1904 nt
Organism: Ceraceosorus guamensis
Lineage: Eukaryota; Fungi; Basidiomycota; Exobasidiomycetes; Ceraceosorales; Ceraceosoraceae
Exons: 3
Coding region: 315-1619 (434 amino acids)
Source: RefSeq, a predicted model, not a curated record
UGGGUAACUCGUGACCAGUCACGAGUGCUCGAGACUUGAUUCAGAUUGUCCGCAUCACUUCCACGCAAUGCCUCAGCUUUUCCGCCUUCAAAGAUCUUUCUAUCCUGCGACGACGCCUUGCAAGCUCAACGUGAGCUCGAGCGUAGUGGCCGCUCAUUCGUCCACUGACAUAUCAGCUCAGCUCAGCUCAGCUCAGCUCAGCUCAGCUCAGCCUGGCCUCAUCCUCAACCUCCACCCUCGACGACCUCCUCCUCCUUCUCUUGCACCAUCUCAUCAAGGCGCUCACCCGCAACCCCCUUCUCGCACUCGCGAUCAUGUCCAGCAACAGCAGCAGCAGCAAUGCGACGCUUCGACGUUGGGUGUCUGACCACUCCAUGUCCCUCUUCGGUCUAUCCGAUUCCUCCAUGAUCGACUACCUUCUGCUAACAGCCACUCAAAGCUCUUCCCUCUCCGCACUCUCCUCUUCCCUCUCUUCAUUGGGCUUGCCCGACAAUCUGGAAGGUCAAGCAUUCGUCAAGGGUUUGUGGCAACGUGCGGAUCGACCGGCCUCGGCCGUCGCUUCCAUCCAGACCCCCUCUGCGUCUGCUAGCACCGCUGCGCUGCCUAUGCAACGAGAGAGACAGAGAUAUGGUUUGUUGCUGGACGAUGCCGAUGAGAUGGAAAGUCUGUCUAUCAAGCCUGAAAAGCGCAAAAAGAAAAAGGCUCGACUGGCGGCAGCGACAGCAGACCAAGGAGAAGAAGACGUGGAGCGAGGAAGGAAGCGCGGACGAGAAGAGGCAGCGGGAUCAGAAGAAGAGUCGGAAGAUGUUCGAUUGGAAAAGGCGCGAUUGCAAGAUGCGCAGGAGCGGGACGAAUUCAGUCGACGUAUGCGGGAGCGCGAUAGCGGGUCAUCGAGCAGCAAGCGAUUGAUCGAGGAUCGAUCAUCCAAAUCCAAUCCCGAAAUAGAAGCUCGUCGAUUAUUGGCUGAAGAUGCGGGUGCGCGUCGCUUAGCCAUGCCCGAUCUGCGUCAACGUUCUCGUCAGGAAUAUUUGGCAAAGCGCAGCGUUCAGCAGUUGGAAUUGUUGCGCAUGGAAGUGGCGGAUGAGGAGAGGUAUCUGCGCGGUAUCAAGGCGACAAAGAGGGAGAGGAGAGAGCUGGAAUACAAGAAGGAGGUGCUCAGGAUUGCGGAAGAGAGGGCGGGAAUCGAUGAGGAUGAGGACAAGUACGUGAUGCCCGAGGAUUACAUUACCGAAAAGGGAAGAUUGGACAGCAAGAAGAAGGAACAAGCUCUGUAUCAGAGGUACGAAGAUUCGCGCAACGAGCGAUUGGCGCAAAAGAAUCACAUCACAGACGUGGACCUCUUUGAGCGGGAGCAGAUUGAAAAGUCUCGCAUCGCACCGUUGCGCGCAGGAGAUGGCGGUAUAGCAGGAACGACGUUGGCACAAGCAGAGGAAGAAGAAGCGUACGAGUACGUGUUCGACGAUUCUCAACGCAUUGAAUUCCUCAUGGAUUCUCCCGAGAAAUUGGCGGACGCUUUCGCAUCCCUCUCCUCCAAAGAUGCCGCUUUGCAAGCUCAGAUCAAAGAAGCCGAAGCUCGAGUCUCGUCGAUCGAGCAGCGAAAUGCAAGCGAAAAUCUUUGAGCCCACUCCGAAGGGCGCUAGAAAGGUACGCGUGCUUCAGAGCGGCCCGACUUUCAUGCGGACGUGUUGUGUAGGGUGCUGACACUCUGCCCGUCCACGUGAAUGCGCCCCACUCGAUAGGUCGUGCUGGCUACGAACAUCGCAGAAACUUCCAUCACCAUCGAUGGAGUCGUCUUUGUCAUCGACCCCGGCUUCGUCAAGCAAAAUUCUUACAAUCCCAGGACCGGCAUGUCCUCUUUGACCGUCGUGCCGGUGAGUGGCUCAGCUCUGCGUGCGGAAUUCCGA